Molecule: messenger RNA, 2196 nt
Organism: Coregonus clupeaformis (lake whitefish)
Lineage: Eukaryota; Metazoa; Chordata; Actinopteri; Salmoniformes; Salmonidae
Product: coiled-coil domain-containing protein 149
Exons: 13
Coding region: 115-2139 (674 amino acids)
Source: RefSeq, a predicted model, not a curated record
UAGCCUAAUGUCUUCCUAUGCAGAAUAAAUACUGUGAUGCUUCCCUCCUGAUACUGACUGUCUCGUCAAGCUUGAUAAACGAUAACAUUGAAAGGCUGUCGGAAAACAAACGAGAUGAAUUCCUCAAGAAGAAGCGAAAGUGAUUGGCAGGGUUUGGUCAGCGAGUUCCUGGUGUGUAAGCGCAAGUUGGAGAGCAAGAAGGAGGCCCUCCUGAUUCUGUCCAAGGAGCUGGAUACCUGUCAACAGGAGAGAGACCAGUACCAGCUGAUGGCCAACCAGCUCCGAGAACGCCACCAGGGACUCAAGAAGAAGUACAGGGAACUCAUAGAUGGAGACUCCAGUCUACCACCUGAAAAACGAAAUCAAUUGAAUUUGGCCAUGCUGUUGAGAGACUCCAGAGAAAGGAGUAAGCAGCUGUCUGAAGAGGUGAAGGAGCUGAAUCAACGACUGGCUGAGGCCCAGGGGGAUAACAAGCUCCUGCGGAUGACCAUAGCCAGACAGAGGUUGGGGGAUGAAGAGGUGGGGGCGAGACACUUCCCGGCCUAUGAGCGGGAGGACCUUGUCCAGCAAUUGGAGACGGCACGAGAGCAGAAUGAGGAGCUGGAGCACAGUGUGAAAUCUCUGACGGACGAGCUGCAGGAUGUGAGGGCGGAGCGUAACGUGUUCCAGGAAAAGGCCCAGCGGCUGAACCACGAGGUGAACCACAUCCUGGGGGGACACGAGUGUCAGAUCCUAGACGUAGAUGCACUCUGCAUGGAGAACAGAUAUUUACACGAGCGGUUCAAACAACUGCAGGAGGAGGUCACCAUGCUCAAAACGAAUGUCAUGAAGUACAAGAGUGCUCUGGAGAGCAGGAAGAACUCCAAGACGUAUGGCAAAGUUAACAGCAGUGCACUCACCGGGGUGCUCUCUGCCAAACAAGUGCAGGAAUUAUUGCUUUCUGAGGACCACGGAUGCAGUCUCCCCGUCACGUCUCAGUCCAUCUCAGACCUCAAGUCCCUGGCCACAGCCCUACUGGAAACCAUCCAUGAGAAGAACCUGGUCAUUCAGCACCAGCGCCAAACCAACAACCUCAUGUCUUCCUAUGUAAACAGGAUUCUUGGAAACCGAGUAGGGGAGCUCGAGAAGAAACUGAAGACUCUAGAGGUGUCGGGAAUAUGGAGCCUCCCAGGCCUGACUUACAAUGUGUCGCUGGGAUUCUCUGGAAGAGGGAGAGAUGCCAUCAUCCUGAAUGAAACUCUGCAGCCUAGAUCCACUGUGACAAGCUCUGAGGAGAAGGAAGUACCAUCCAAUGAACAGGAAGUACCACCCACUGAGCAGGAAGUACAACCCACUGAGCAGGAAGUACCCCCCACUGAGCAGGAAGUACCCCCCACUGAGCAGGAUGUAACCCCCAAUGAGCAGGAAGUACCUUCCACUGUGCAGUCUACCACAGAGGACGACAAGGUAGCCAAGGAGAGGCAGAGCCCCCCUGUCCCAAGCCAUGUGGGGAGGUUACCCAGUGUGACGGGGGAUACAGAGAUGGGCACCAAGGAGCCAGAGUCACCAGUCAGCCUGGACACAUCCAAGCAAAACACCACAGGAAAAUCUGCUGAGGAAGUCACUGACAGUUCUCAAGCAGAGACAAUAAACCUUGAUGAAUGUCAGACUGUCGACCAAUCACAAAGCGCAAAUGUGGUCACGGUGCUUCCAAGGUACCAAUUAGACGAGACUGUAGGCGGGACUCCAUCCCCUUCCUCAGGGCCAGACUUGGACAUGUCCUGCCCCAUAGACAUAUGCCACCUAUCGGAGCCUCUAAUGGACACAAAACCCACCCAGAGAGAGGCGAGUUGGUCAGAUGAUGACAUCUUAGGGGUGGGGUCUGAGGAGAUUGACAUUGCAGAGGGCUCUAUGACAGACGACACCAAUCUUCCAUCAUCAACAUCAACCUGCAGCUCUCCUAUUCAAACAAGUCCCACCCACGGGGAGAAGAACCAAUCACACCACAAGGCAGAACCUUCAGAAGAUGUGAGGGUCGAGUGCUUGACGAAUAAGGAGUCAGAAAUCCUUCCCUUGAACAGUAGCCACUCAAAUGCUGAAUGUUCAGACCAGGAUGGGGCAAUAGUGAAGAAUGACAGCUACUUUCGUGGUCCUCUGUAGCUCAAUUGGUAGAGCAUGGCGCUUGUAACGCCAGGGUAGUGGGUUCGAUCCCUGGGA